UUCACCAAAGCAGACCGAUCCGCAUCUGUUCGUAGCUGUCCGUGUGAUAUUUGCUUUUGUUUACACUCUGCUUCUGUGACACGGGACAGCGUGAACACAGUAGACCAUAAGAUUUAAGCAGUAGCCUACUGACUGUGUAAAGUUUUCCUGACAGCUCUGUCGCUGGUCUGUCUACCACCCGCCCCUAUCUCCCCUGUGGAUUUAAUCGUAUUGCAGGAAGUCCCUCACAUCCUCUCAGCUUGCGCUGUGUGUGUGUGUUUGGGUUUCUGUGGCGGUAUAUUAUGAAGAUCUCAUCAUAAGGAGCCGGGCAUCAUGAGGAUCUACCGGCGCAUGGAGAACUGGUGCCUCAUGAGCGGACUGCGCGCUUUUGUGCUGCUGAUAGUGGGACUGACAGAUGACAUCUCCACUCAUCACUCACCCGCCGGGAGGCAACUAAAAAGUGUGCUCAACAAACUGGAACACUACCACACCAUGGUACCACUACUGCUGGAAGGAAGAGAGCAGCGACCAAUCAGCUGGCUCCGCUCCAGGACGCCUCCUGCUUCGCUGCGCAUCCUGAUCGAAGCAGAAGGACAACAGCUGAUUUUAUCUGUGGAAAAGAACCACGGCCUGUUCGCCAGCCAUUACACUGAGACCCAUUACAGGGAAGAUGGACAGACUGUAAAGAGCACUCACAACUCUACGAUGAAUUGCUAUUACCAUGGUGAAGUCCAAGGAUACAUUCACUCUGAUGUCAGCCUCAGUACAUGCUCUGGUAUCAGAGGGUUCAUCUUACUUGAAAAUAAAACACUGAUGGUGGAGCCAGCUUUUGAGCCAGCAAAUGACACCCAUGUAAUUUAUGAAGGGCAUCACCUACACUUCCCCUCCGGAACCUGUGGACAUGGACACAACAUAUCGACUGUCAGCCAUAUGAGCACUGGAGGACUGACACAAUCAUUCGGCACAAGGCAUAAACGGGAUGUUCAGAAGACCACCAAAUAUGUGGAGCUCAUCAUUGUAGCAGACAACAGAGAGUUCCAGAAACAAGGAAAAGAUGUGGAGAAGGUUAAGCAAAGGCUAGCUGAGAUCGCCAAUUACGUGGACAAGUUUUACAGAGUGUUGAACAUCCGUGUAGCUCUGGUGGGACUGGAGGUGUGGAGUGAUGCCGAUAAGUGUGCAGUCACCCAAGACCCCUUCACAACGCUGCAUGAGUUUUUGGACUGGAGAAAACUUAAACUGUUACCGCAGCGGCCACAUGAUAACGCCCAGCUUAUUAGAACUUUCUCGCGACCCGGUAGGAAUUCUUCCACGGCCAGGGAAUGGGUCGCGACCCGGUGGUUGGGGACCUCUGCUUUAAUGAAUCCAAACAAGGCAAUUGGGGUGUACUUCCAGGGCACCACAAUAGGCAUGGCUCCCAUCAUGAGUAUGUGUACCGCUGAGCAGUCAGGAGGCAUUGUCAUGGACCACUCAGACAAUCCUCUGGGAGCUGCUGUGACUUUGGCUCAUGAGUUGGGCCAUAACUUUGGAAUGAACCACGACACACCAGAGCGAGGAUGCGGCUGUAGGAUGACUGUAGAUCGUGGUGGCUGCAUCAUGACCCCUUCUACAGGGUACCCAUUCCCCACGGUGUUCAGUACGUGUAGUAAGAAGGAUCUGGUGGCUAGUCUGGAGAAGGGGGUGGGCAUGUGUUUAUAUAAUAUGCCUGAAGUCAAAAUGCUCUACGGGGGACAGAAAUGUGGCAACGGAUACAUUGAGGAAGGAGAGGAGUGUGACUGCGGAGAGCCGGAGGAGUGUCUGAACCCCUGCUGUAACGCUACAACCUGCACUCUCAAGGGAGAUGCUGUGUGUGCUCAUGGACAGUGCUGUGAAGACUGCCAGUUAAAACCAGCUGGGACUCCUUGUAGAGAGUCCAGUAACUCCUGUGACUUACCCGAGUUCUGCACCGGAACAAACCCCCACUGCCCUGCCAAUGUGUACCUGCACGAUGGACAUGCGUGCCACAAUAUGGAUGGUUACUGCUACAACGGCAUCUGUCAGACUCAUGAGCAGCAGUGCAUCACUCUAUGGGGACCAGGAGCGAAACCUGCCCCAGGAAUCUGUUUUGAAAGAGUAAACUCUGCAGGUGAUCCCUAUGGAAACUGUGGAAAAGACUCCAAAGGUUCCUUUGCUAAAUGUCAAGCAAGGGAUGCUAGGUGUGGGAAAAUUCAGUGCCAAGGAGGUGCCAACAGACCAGUGAUCGGAACCAAUGCGGUUUCCAUAGAGACAAACAUACCUCUGCAGGAGGGUGGGCGUAUUUUGUGCCGUGGAACACAUGUGUACCUGGGUGACGAUAUGCCUGAUCCAGGACUGGUAUUAGCAGGCACUAAGUGUGCUGAGGGAAUGAUUUGUUUGAACAGGCAGUGUCAGAAUGUCAGUGUCUUCGGAGUGCACAAGUGCUCUGGGAAGUGUAAUGGAAGAGGGGAAUGCAACAACAAGAAGAACUGCCACUGUGAACCUCACUGGGCACCUCCUUUCUGUGAUAGGGCGGGAUUUGGCGGCAGCGUCGACAGUGGACCAAUGAGACAAGCCGAUGUGCGAGUGUGUGUAUUAAUGUGCGUGCUGUCCUAUGUGACAACAGCUGACAGCAGCGCUGUGGCCGUGGGCGCGCUGGUCACCCUCCUUUGCUUGCUGUCGGUGGGACUGAUUGUGUGCCUGAAGAGGAAAGCACUGGUUCAGAUGCUCUGCAUCAAUAAGAAGAGCGCCAUCCAAAAGCUCAGAUCAGUAGGGCGAAAGCGAGCUCCCAGCCCCCCACAGACACAGUCAGUGUUCAGGGUCUCGCCUCAGCACAAGCCCGCCUCUUUACCUUUACAUUCCCGCUGUGACAAGACAUCUCAUCCCAGUUCGGAGCCUCUCCUUCCUCCACACAACUUCCACAGUUUGCGUCGGCUGCCUGAAUGUCCCAUACGCUGCCAACCCAUCCACAUCAGCCACCCCAUGCCCAUCACAGGUCUGCAGCCUCAUAGGACUCUAGUGCCACACACACACACAGCAGGCAGAGCGGCAGGCUUCCACACACUCCCACGCCAGCUGCCCUACGCUAACAUCCAGGACCACGACAAGCCCAGUCCCCCACAGAAACCACUUCCUGCAGACCCCUUAAUCAGAGGCCACGGGGUGGGUCGGAGCACAUCUGCAGGGGGAGUGCGGAUAACUGGACCUCUAGCCAUCCCGAUUCCAACAGUACCACGACCGGCCCCUGCCAUACCACUACCAAACAGACCUCUUCCCAGAUUACCACAGCCCUUUUAUGAUCAUUGACAUAUGGACACCACAGCACUGGGUGAAUUUCACCAGCAUCUGAACACACUUGUUUGCACUAUGAAAACUCUGUUGGACCAAGUGACCACCCCUGCAGAAACUCCACGGAGGGUCUCACAGAGAAGAGGGCUGACCGGACACCUUGGUGCUGCACCUCCUCAGAAAAGGUGUUAGUUUGUCCUCGCUCAGGUACUGCAGAACUAUUUAAGAUGUAUAUUUAUUGUGAGGAGGAAACUAUGUGCUGUGCUUGAUACUUUUUUUUUACUGUAUGAUAAUUUUUUCUUUGUUUUUACAUGUUGAAAAAAUGCUGAUUGAAAAUAAGCCGACCAAUCAUGUUUUCUUUUUUAAAUUUCAAUUCAUCUUAUGGUAAGACUUACAUUGGUGUUGUGAAGAUCACAAAAACCUGCUUUCAAAUGACGCGGCAUGUCUGGGAUACUGGAGUACAAGUAACAUUAAAUCUGAAUGACUAAACACAGAGCGCUGGAGUCAGUGCCACUAAGUGCAAAAAAACCUCAAUAGUUACUUGAAUGAGGCAUGAUGACGAAUGAUGUCAUGAAGGAGGAAGUGAUGUGAGCCAUUAUUGUUCAGUCAUCUGUGAGAACUGACAAACCAACUUUUCGUGAACUACAGUACCUUAAAAUCACAUGUGCUUGAGCAAAUGCAGUGCUACAGUAUCUGUCAAAGCAAGAAUCGCUAUUACUAUUGCUACAACUUUAGCCCUAAGCAUUCAGCUUUGUUUGUAAUGAUGUGCUUGACAGCCAAAACUGAGUUACAUCAAUUAGGGCUGAGUUGUCUAGAGAACAGAAUAUGCAUUGCAACUGCACAGCAAUGGCUUGUCAAGUUUAUCUACAGAAAAUGAAAAAAAAUCCAGUCAGUAUUUAUAGUCCAAACACUUGAAAGGUCGUGAUGUUCCUUUUUCCAACAUGUUUUGAAACAUUCAGAGAAAUACCAGUGGCAACACAAAAUAUGUAGUAAGCACCACAGACCUUAAGAUAUCGCGGAAUAGCAGAUCAGCAUUCCCACUGAGCCAUCAGCAUCCAGCAGCUGUCAUGUCUGUGUCAUUAUGGCCUUGUUGUGCUGUAUACACACGUUCUGUGAAAUAUCUUCCAAUACUUGAGGUUAUAGAUGUUGAAUUUUCUGCACUGUAUUUCUUGUAUUAGUUUUGACAGUAUACACAACCAAUCGAAAGUUUAGGGUCAGUGAAAUUUUCUUUCAAAGAAAUGAAUAAUUUUAUUCAGCAAGGAUGCAUUAAAUUGAUCAAAAGUGACAGUAAAGAUAUUUAUUACUUAUCAGUAAAGAUUUCUAUUUCAAAUAAGUGCUGUUCUUUUGAACUUUUCUUCAUCAAAAAAGUAUUAUUUAUAUAUAUAUAUAUAUAUAUAUAUAUAAAACACAUGCACACCGAAGACUGGAGUAAUGAUGCUGAAAAUUCAGCUUUAUCUUUAAAAUAUAUUAAAAUAGAAGACCGUUAUUUUAAAUUGUAAUAAUAUUCCAUGAUAUUACUAUUUUUAAUGUAUUUUUGAUCAAAUAAAUGCAGCUUUAUAAGAGACUUUCAGAAAAAAUUCUUACUGACCUUAAACAUUUGAUUUAAGUAUAGUCUCUUUAGCCAAAUAGUAAUUUUUCAUGACCUUCUCACAGAAGUGUUCAACAUCAAGAUGAUGUAAAGUACACAGGAUGUAGUAAAUAUCACUGCUGGUGUGUGUCGUCACAAUUAUGUUAUUUUUACACAACAAGUGUUUCCUACUUGCCCAUAACACAGCUCUCUUUAUGCACAGCUGGGCUCACUGUUAUUCAUAAACUUACGAGAUUGUUGUUCUGCUUGGUACUUCACCCUGAGGGGGAAAUUACACUUCAGUUUUUCCACAUAAUAUUCCAGCAUUGUUGCUUUGGGAGUAUAACAAACCCAGCUGUCACAGUAUUUCAUUCAAGCUAAGCCUGUGUGUGUUUCUUUAUGUUCUUGUUUACCUAUUCACAACAAUGUAUGUACAUUUGACCUUUUUAUAUGCACUCGUGGAUGUGUUAAAAUGCUCACUUUUUUAUUUUAUUUUUUAUUUUUGUCAGAUAAUGUGUCAAUCUGUGGUCAAAGAUGAUUGCUCAGUUUUUGCACUGGGUGUUGAAUUCAUUGUGUAACAAUUUUAUAUUCUACAAAGUCCAUUUUAAUUUCUAUGAAUUAGGAUAUUAAAAGGGAAAUGUGAAUGCCUUCAAAAAAUGUAACUGGAUACUGAUCAUGUAAGGACUUGAACGAGAACAAUAAACGAGGAUAUUGCUAUCGUGAAUU
This is a messenger RNA of Onychostoma macrolepis, 5551 nucleotides long. It is a transcript of the gene adam12b, whose product is annotated as ADAM metallopeptidase domain 12b. The coding region runs from base 313 to 3276 and encodes 987 amino acids. The transcript has 24 exons. NCBI's taxonomy places the organism in Eukaryota, Metazoa, Chordata, Actinopteri, Cypriniformes, Cyprinidae. The record is from RefSeq and is a predicted model, not a curated record. Gene Ontology annotation, molecular function: metalloendopeptidase activity. Gene Ontology annotation, biological process: proteolysis.